CCGAACCAUUCAUCCUCCAGAACCUUCGUUGAGCUUCGAGCCUUCGACGAGGAGAGGGAGUAAAAACCCUAGGAGAGAGAGAGAGAGAGAGAGGAGAAACGGAUCUAGGGCACCUCUUCUCCUUCUCAUUCCCUCGUCGUCUCCGCCUCCGCCUCCGCCUCCGCCUCCUUAUAGCCGCAUUAAGGAGCUAUGUUCAAGAAUACAUUUCAGUCAGGCUUCUUAUCCAUCCUUUAUAGCCUUGGGAGCAAGCCUUUGCAGAUAUGGGACAAAGAAGUUGUUAAUGGGCAUAUUAAACGGCCACAGGACGAAGACAUCCAGUCUAACGUACUUGAAAUUAUUGGGUCGAAUGUGCAAUCGACGUACAUCACCUGCCCUGCCGACCCUGCUGCAACACUUGGAAUCAAGCUUUCUUUUCUGGUGAUGAUUGUAAAGAACCUGAAAAAAUAUUUCACCUUUGAGAUCCAAAUAUUGGAUGAUAAGAACGUUCGCAGGCGUUUCAGAGCAUCAAAUUAUCAGUCUGUAACAAGGGUGAAGCCAUUUAUCUGCACCAUGCCGCUGCGACUUGAGGAUGGGUGGAACAAUAUUCAAUUAAAUCUCGCGGAUCUUACGAGGCGAGCGUACGGAACAAAUUAUGUGGAGACACUUCGCGUGCAGGUCCACGCAAACUGCCGCCUGAGAAGAAUAUACUUCUCCGAUCGUCUAUACUCAGAGGAAGAGCUCCCACCGGAGUUCAAACUCUAUCUUCCCACUCAAAAGACAUAGCACAUGAUUGAAGGAAAUUGGAUUCAGAUACCUGAAGUUGCUAUUACAAUAACUAGCAUAUGUCUGGAUGUGCUUGUUGACGGGCCCUUCUUGGUUUUAUUUUGAAAAAAUCUUAGACUUGCUCAUAUUAUCUAAUAACUAGCAUAUGGAUUUAGAGUUUCAUCUGAAGAGUUGUUAAUUUGGUCAAUAUAUCAAGAAAUGUAGGCAUCUUAGAACAAUAUCUUCAGUUGCUGUUUGUUCCAGUUGUAAAAUGGGUGGUGGCUUUCCUUUCCCACCCUAGUCUCAAAUGAAAACUGCUGAAGAGCCUUUCCAUUUGAAGGGAAAACCAAUUAUUACAGAAAUGGUUAUGUAAUGUUCUCUACUUUUUGUUCCACAUCCCCAAAAAAAAAAAAAAUAUUUGGGAGUGAAGGAAAAGAGCAAGCAAAUUUAGUGAGCAGGAAGAUUUUAUGAGUUGCUUUUUAUUUA
Ananas comosus (pineapple) is the source of this 1227-nucleotide messenger RNA. RefSeq names its product cilia- and flagella-associated protein 20. NCBI's taxonomy places the organism in Eukaryota, Viridiplantae, Streptophyta, Magnoliopsida, Poales, Bromeliaceae. The transcript is spliced from 6 exons. Bases 190 to 762 code for a protein of 190 amino acids. The record is from RefSeq and is a predicted model, not a curated record.